This is a messenger RNA of Plasmodium coatneyi, 1134 nucleotides long. RefSeq lists its product as uncharacterized. Lineage: Eukaryota; Apicomplexa; Aconoidasida; Haemosporida; Plasmodiidae. Gene Ontology annotation, cellular component: Set1C/COMPASS complex. Bases 1 to 1134 code for a protein of 377 amino acids. The record is from RefSeq and is a predicted model, not a curated record. The transcript is spliced from 4 exons. Gene Ontology annotation, molecular function: protein binding; chromatin binding.
AUGAUGAACCCAGUGGCGCAGAAAAAAAUAAAAUUAACGGAUGAGGCCGUGAAGAGUUUUCAAGUGCUGAGGGCGUUCAAGUAUAAGCAAGCACUGACGAAGAACAUGUCAUGGAGUUACGAUGGAAAUCUGUUGUUAACGUCCAAUCAGAAUGACUCAAUAACGUUGUAUAGCUUACUAAAAGGGAAUAACGUGAAGUCGCUACAUAGUAAAAAUUGUGGUGUGGACGUUGUGCGUUUUUUAAAUAGCACAAAUGAAGUUAUUGUCUGCUCAACGAAAUCGAACAAUUCGGAGCACAAACAGUUCCUGAGAUUUUGGGACAUUAAAGAAAAUAAAUAUAUAAAGUCCCUCCCACAGAUAGGAAACAUUUGUGAAUACAAUGGCAUCAAUAUAAGUGAAAACAAAAAGUUAAUGUUAAUAAAUUCGGACGAUGGACACGUAAAAUUAUACUAUUUUAAUUGUGACUCUCCUUUAAUUUUAUAUAAGUCCGAUUUUGUAAGACCCGUCUCCUCCUUUGAUCAAGAAGGAAAUAUAUUUAUUGCCUCCUAUGGGAAGAAAGAAAUUCACUAUUAUGACCUAUUAAUGCUUGAUCGUGGGGAAUACCACAUUUGCAACUUAAAAGACAACAUGGGAAAAGACGAAUUUGUUGUAAACCUUUUAUUCACUCCAAAUAAUAAAGCUAUAAUCGUUUCGACUAAUCAAAAUAACCAUUUCAAAAUUGACUCCAUCAAUGGCAAUUUUUUAUGUUCUUAUAAAUAUCCUCAAAAAUCACCUGAACAGUUCAGCUCUUUUUAUUCUCCAGCUAGCCAUUUGCACACAAAAAAAAAAAAAAAAAUUUCUUCGAAUUCGAGUGUGAAUGUGUGUGACCAAUUGCGUGCUACUGGUAGUAGUGGUUUGGAGGCGCCCUCGGAAAAUUCGUGCAGCAGUUUGUUCCUCCCAACUGUAACGCCCGACGGGCAGUACGUUAUGAGCGGCUGGACUGACAGCGGAAUUCACAUUUGGAAUGAAAAUGGAAACUACGUGACGACUCUGUAUGGACAUGAGGGCCCCCCGUAUAAUGUGACCUUCAACCCCAAGUGCGCCGUCUUGGCCUCAAGCUGCUUGAACGUUGCUCUGUGGCAACCAAACAUCUGA